Molecule: messenger RNA, 663 nt
Organism: Solanum lycopersicum (tomato)
Lineage: Eukaryota; Viridiplantae; Streptophyta; Magnoliopsida; Solanales; Solanaceae
Product: monothiol glutaredoxin-S1-like
Source: RefSeq, a predicted model, not a curated record
UGGUUCAAUUUUCUCAACAACAAAUCAAGCAUCAAAUUCACUUCACAAAACCUUUAUCCUUCACAACUUCAAAUUUCCUCUUCACUAAAAGUUAUAUACAUAUCUUGGCAUUUGGCCAAACUAAGCUAUACUGAUCAUUUCUUGAACUCAUAUAAAACAUGGAUAUGGUGAUGAAGUUGGGAUCAUCAAGCGUGGUGGUAAUUUUCACCAAGAGUAGUUGUUGCAUUUCUCACAGCAUUGAAACCCUAAUCCGUAGUUUUGGAGCAAACCCUACAAUUUACGAGCUCGAUACACAUCCAAAUGGGAAGCAAAUGGAGAAGGCAUUGAUGGAACUAGGGUGUCAACCAAGUGUGCCAGCAAUAUUUAUAGGGAAAGAGUUAGUUGGUGGUGCAAAUGAGAUAAUGAGCCUUAAUGUGAGGGGCAAGCUUAAACAAUUGCUCAUUAGGGCUAAUGCCAUUUGGGUAUAGAAAUUAUAAUAAUGACUUGGUAGAAAGUCUAGGAGUUUUGACAAUAAAUCAACCCCAUUUUAAUUUGCUUUCUAAUGUUGUAAAAGAAGUUAUACUUUGGUCUUAGCUAGUGGCUAUUUUACUUGUCCACAGCUGAUGGCAUGGAAGAAGUGUUUUAUCGAAAAAGUGAUUUAUAAAAGAGUUUAUUUUAUUUAAA